UGUCCGAUGGAGCUGUGAAGGACAUUCAGCUGAGAACGGAAGCAAGGCAAGAGCUUCGUAUAGGACGCGAACUGCAGCUCUGUCGUUUUGAACCGAGCUGCGUAGGCUUUCAACUCGGAGUAUGGCUGGCGGAAAGGGCGGCAACGCGCCGCAGCAACAUCAUCAUCGCUCCCAGCUGUCGCAGACCAACAAGGCGUUCAAGUCGAGGCAUGCGACCAAGGGCAGCAUCAAGACUGCUGCAAAGGGUCGGCAAGAAGGCACGCAGCCCAGAGUGCACAAGGCUUCGCCGCUGGGCAUAGCAGCUACACCACAAGGGGCCCGGCAGGCCCGUCGCAAUCUAGCAAAGCAAACGCAACAAUCCAAACGUGCUGCACUCGUCGAAUCGACGCGCAUUUUUGGUGUUGGCGCAGGGUCCUCUCUCGCGGGAACACUCGGCCUUGGCAAAGGCACAGCCGCUUCUGGUGGCGGCGCGCCUCGUAUCUGCGCUGUGAUCGACUUGGCAGGGGGAGUUGCAUGGGAUGCCGUGCGGAUGAUUGAAGAGGAGGGCGAGGAAGGUGGUAUCAAGCCGGUGCCUGGACGGAGCAGCUCAGAAGCUCGACAGCGCGGCGACGCCUUCUCAGAGAUCGAAGCGACGCGGUUCAGACAGACGAUCCAAUUUUUGCCUCUACCGUAUGGUGCGCUAUGGGCGACGCUUGACGCCUGCAAGUGCGCAGACUUUGUGCUUUGCGUCUUGUCAUCCACCAAGUCGAUCGAGCCGGGCUCAUGGGGCGAACUCUGUCUGCGCGCCCUGCAAGCGCAAGGACUGCCGAGCGUUCUCAUCGCUGUGUCGACCUUGAACCCUCAAGGCAACAUCGGUGUCGGGGGAAGCAAGAAAGCAGGCCCUGUACAGCGCGCAGUCAACGAAACGCGCAAGAGCUUGCUCAGCUUCGCACAAUAUUUUGCGCCCGAGGUGGAAAAGGUCCAUUCCUUGGACGACCGGGCAGAGCGCAGCGCGCUGAUACGCACACUUGCUACUAGCACACCCAGGCGCGUGGCAUGGCGAGACUUCAGGGCUUGGACGGUCUCAGAAGGUGCAGAGUGGGUGCCUUCACCAGAUGCCGCCUCUGGCAGUGAUGCAAAAGGGACUCUCAAAAUCGAAGGAUGGGUUCGCGGUACACCGAUGAGCGCCAAUCGCCUCGUUCAUAUUCCUGAUUUCGGCGAUUUCCGGUUCAGCAAAAUUACGUAUGCUCCACCCUCCACAGCUGCUCGGUAUCCACGGCGAAAUGGCAAAAAGGAGCAGCUUUCAAGUACCGACGGAAUGGACGCAGAGAUGGCAAGUGGUGAAGUGGAGCCGAGCGAGGGGGAGGAGAAGCCGCUUGAAGGGGGAGACGUGCUGGAUGAGCGGGACGAUGAGUACGCCGAUGACAUGCGCAGCACUAAUGAAGUGGAUGACAUGGCCAAUGAGCAGACCUGGCCCACGGAGGAGGAGAUUGCAUCUGCUACUGGUGCCGCUCAAGAGGGCGUCUCAGACGCAUCUUUGUUGCCGCCAGCUGUGCCAGGCAUCACCCCUAGAUCGAUCGCAAAGUACAAGGCUUCUACAGGUGGAGCGCCGAAGCUCAAAGGAGAGAGUGCGCCGAGCGAAAAAUGGAAGGCUGCCUGGAUCAUCGAAAGUGACGAAGAGGACGACGAAGAUGACGAGGACGACGAGGACAAGGACGAGGCCCAUGUGGAGGAAGAUGGAGAGCAUGGCGCGGAGGCGAUCUCAGCGCCAGCUAUUGGUCCUGCAUCAUCCAUGAAGCCGAGCACAAGCGUUCAAGUCGAGUCUACAGAUGCUGCCCUGUCGGACGUAGGGAUGGAAGAAGACGACUACGACGAAGACGAGGAACGCGCUGCAUGGGAGGCUUAUCAGGAACGCCGCCAGCGUGAAAAGGAAGAGCGCGAGGACGCCGAGUUCCCAGAUGAAGUCGACACACCUAUGGACAUUCCCGCGCGUCAGCGUUUCGCUAGGUAUCGUGGGCUCAAGUCGUUCCGCACCAGCCCAUGGGACCCGUACGAAGAUCUGCCGCGGGACUACGGUCGCAUCUACCAAUUCGACAACUAUGGCAGGACGGCGCGUCGUGUAGAGGCAGCUGCAUUGGUCGAAGGUGUGCAGCCUGGCGUUCGUGUGUGCCUCUGGAUCGAAGAUGUGCCAAGGGAAGCGGCCGUGCGCGCACAAGCCAGAGGAGCGGGAGAACUACCGGAGCUGCAGGAAGGCCAACAGGUGCCGUUUGUCGUCUUCGGCUUGCUUCGUCACGAGCACAAGAAGAGCGUGCUGCAUAUGACUGUCACUCGCAACACCGAAUACGAAGAGCCUGUGCGGUCCAAGGAUCCACUUGUGCUUUGCUUGGGCCCUCGGCGAUUCCGAGUGAACCCAAUUUACUCGCAAAACACACUCGGCUCCGGUAAGCGCAGCAACGGCGCUCACAAAUUCGAGCGUUAUCUUGCGCAAGGUAUUAGCGGAUCCGUUGCGACGGUGUAUGCGCCAAUCACUUUCGGCGGCUCGAACGCCCCUGCCGUCCUUUUCCGCGAACGCGACUUUGCAGCUGGAGAGUGUGGCCACGACCAGCGUGGCGUGGGCGCGCGGCAGACACCUCACCUCGUCGGUAUGGGCAGUCUCUUGGGUGCCCAGCCGACUCGAAUCAACGCCAAGCGUAUUUUCUUGACCGGACACCCUUACAAGGUUCACAAGAAGACCGCCACAAUUCGCUUCAUGUUCUUCAAUGCGGACGACGUGCGCUACUUCAAGCCGAUCAUGCUGCACACAAAGCACGGCAAGACGGGCCACAUUCGCGAGCCAUUGGGUACGCACGGGUACAUGAAGGCCCACUUUGAUGGCCCUAUCUCGCAGAUGGACACCGUUCUGCUGCCGCUUUACAAGCGUGUCUUCCCAAAGUGGGCAGAGCUAUUCACCAGCAGCCGCGAGGAGAUGCCGCUCCCACGCUCGCAAGUCAAAGAGAGUGAAGACGAGGACGCAGGCAUGAAGAUUUGAUCGAGCAAUGCCGUCUGUAUCACAGCGCGGAAAGUCUGCGUAUCGUAUUUCAAAAGAGCAAACAUAGUCGCUACGCACAGCAUGUAUUGCGAUUAUCGCGUGAGAAGCUUGCCAACCGUCUUCCAGUAGCUCUUGUCCUCCUCUGAGCCCUC
Molecule: messenger RNA, 3159 nt
Organism: Tilletiaria anomala UBC 951
Lineage: Eukaryota; Fungi; Basidiomycota; Exobasidiomycetes; Georgefischeriales; Tilletiariaceae
Product: DUF663-domain-containing protein
Exons: 3
Coding region: 122-3007 (961 amino acids)
Biological process (GO): endonucleolytic cleavage of tricistronic rRNA transcript (SSU-rRNA, 5.8S rRNA, LSU-rRNA); ribosome biogenesis; maturation of SSU-rRNA from tricistronic rRNA transcript (SSU-rRNA, 5.8S rRNA, LSU-rRNA)
Cellular component (GO): preribosome, small subunit precursor; nucleus
Molecular function (GO): GTPase activity; U3 snoRNA binding; GTP binding
Source: RefSeq, a predicted model, not a curated record